Messenger RNA from Eruca vesicaria subsp. sativa (arugula), 1277 nucleotides. The record is from the annotation of a GenBank genome assembly. Lineage: Eukaryota; Viridiplantae; Streptophyta; Magnoliopsida; Brassicales; Brassicaceae.
CUCCUUCCCAUCUCACUCAAAACCCUAAUUUCCGAAGCUUCUCCACAACAAUGGCGGAAGGACUCGUCCUCAAAGGCACCAUGCGAGCUCACACCGACAUGGUCACAGCGAUCGCAACCCCAAUCGACAACUCCGACAUCAUCGUCUCCGCCUCCCGCGACAAAUCAAUCAUCCUCUGGAAACUCACCAAAGACGACAAAUCCUACGGCGUAGCCCAGCGCCGCCUCACCGGCCACUCGCACUUCGUCGAGGACGUCGUCCUCUCCUCCGACGGCCAAUUCGCCCUCUCCGGAUCCUGGGACGGGGAGCUUCGCCUCUGGGAUCUCGCCGCGGGAGUCUCCACUCGCAGAUUCGUCGGACACACCAAAGACGUACUCUCCGUCGCGUUCUCGCUCGAUAACCGUCAGAUCGUUUCGGCCUCCCGUGACCGUACGAUUAAGCUUUGGAAUACGCUUGGGGAGUGUAAGUAUACUAUUGCUGAAGGAGGCGGUGAAGGGCAUAGGGAUUGGGUUAGUUGCGUUAGGUUUAGUCCGAAUACGGUUACGCCGACGAUUGUGUCGGCGUCGUGGGAUAAGACUGUGAAGGUUUGGAACUUGGCGAAUUGUAAGCUUAGGUCGACGCUCGCGGGGCACGGUGGGUAUGUUAAUACUGUUGCGGUUUCGCCUGAUGGUUCGUUGUGUGCGAGUGGAGGGAAAGAUGGGGUUGUGUUGCUUUGGGAUUUGGCUGAGGGGAAGAAGCUUUACUCUCUUGAGGCGAACUCUGUGAUUCAUGCGCUUUGUUUUAGUCCGAAUAGGUAUUGGCUUUGUGCGGCGACGGAGCAGGGGAUUAAGAUUUGGGAUCUGGAGAGUAAGAGUGUUGUUGAGGAUUUGAAGGUUGAUCUUAAGGCUGAGGCUGAGAAGUCUGAUGGGAGUGGUACUGCUGGUAACAAAAGGAAGGUGAUCUACUGCACCAGCUUGAACUGGAGUGCGGAUGGAAGCACUUUGUUCAGUGGUUAUACCGAUGGAGUUAUCAGAGUUUGGGGUAUUGGCCGCUACUAAGUUAUCCCAGCUCUUUUCUCUCCCCCACUUUCUUUGGUUGUUUUAUCUAUCACUUGUUUUCCAGCGAACUCAAGUACCACCCUGAGAUUUUGCAAGGAUAUUUUGUUUUAUGUCAAACAGAUCUAGGUUUGGAUCCUUUAUAUGUUUCUUAUAUCUUGUGGUUUUGAUUAAAUCUAAUUUAUAGCUUGAUUUCGUUGAUAAUUUAACAGUAUGUUCUAAUAGAUUAGUCACAUUCUAAUU